Cladophialophora psammophila CBS 110553 is the source of this 654-nucleotide messenger RNA. RefSeq lists its product as uncharacterized. Gene Ontology annotation, cellular component: membrane; cytosol; cytoplasm. The record is from RefSeq and is a predicted model, not a curated record. NCBI's taxonomy places the organism in Eukaryota, Fungi, Ascomycota, Eurotiomycetes, Chaetothyriales, Herpotrichiellaceae. The coding region runs from base 1 to 654 and encodes 217 amino acids. The transcript has a single exon. Gene Ontology annotation, molecular function: ceramide 1-phosphate binding; ceramide 1-phosphate transfer activity. Gene Ontology annotation, biological process: intermembrane lipid transfer; ceramide transport.
AUGUCUGGCACUCAAAUCCCGCCAGGCAAAACCUGGUUCGACACACACAAAGUGCACUUUGACGACGUCCCCAUAUCUGACGACGGCGGCAUUUCCACCCUCGAAUUCCUCGAUGCCUCAGAAGCCACCACAACCCUCUUCGACCUUCUGGGCUCGGUAGCUUUCACUCCCGUCAAGAACGAUAUGAUGGGCAACGUCGCGAAAAUCCGUGAUCGACAUAGAGCUGCCUCGGAGGUUUCAACUACAGUCCAACUGCUAGUCAAGACUGAGCUGGCCUCGAAGACUCACAAGGCUACCGAAGGGCUAGUUUGGCUGACUCGUGGGUUGGAUUUCACAGCACAAGCACUCCGGGCCGAUCUCACCACCAACGCCUCUGUCAAAGCUGUGGAGCCAAAGCCGAAUAAGGAGCUCGCGGACGGAUUUCGAACGAGCUACAAGAACACUCUGGCUCCACAUCAUGGGUUUAUGAUCAAACCUAUCUUCAGUGCUGCCAUGAGUGCCACUCCCUACCGGAAAGAUUUCUAUGUGCGAUUGGGCGGUGAGGGAACCGAUCCCGAGACUACAAGAGAGGCGCUCGAAAAGUGGGUGGCGGCUUUGGAGGCCAGAGUGGCCAUUUUGAAGGCCUUUUUGGCCAGCAACGAUGCGAAAUGGUAG